This is a messenger RNA of Ochotona princeps (American pika), 2964 nucleotides long. It is a transcript of the gene CAPN1, whose product is annotated as calpain 1. Bases 159 to 2303 code for a protein of 714 amino acids. The transcript is spliced from 22 exons. Gene Ontology annotation, biological process: proteolysis. The record is from RefSeq and is a predicted model, not a curated record. Gene Ontology annotation, cellular component: cytoplasm. NCBI's taxonomy places the organism in Eukaryota, Metazoa, Chordata, Mammalia, Lagomorpha, Ochotonidae. Gene Ontology annotation, molecular function: calcium-dependent cysteine-type endopeptidase activity; calcium ion binding.
GGAGGAGGAAGGCGGGGAGGGAGGGACCAGGCGAGGCGGGGCGCGGGGACGCGGGGCGAAGACGGGGAGAAGCGCUCUUCCUGGUUGGGCCCUGCUCUGCUCUGCGCCGGGAAGCCGGCCCCGAGGACCGCGGCGACCCCCAGCUCCCCUCCUCCAGCAUGGCCGAGGAGAUCAUCACGCCGGUCUACUGCACGGGAGUGUCCGCCCAACUCCAGAAGCACCGGGCCAAGGAGCUGGGCCUGGGCCGCCAUGAGAACGCCAUCAAGUACCUGGGCCAGGAUUAUGAGCAGCUACGUGCUCGCUGCCUGCAAAGCGGGGCCCUUUUCCGGGACGACGCCUUCCCCCCGAUUCCCCAGAGCCUGGGCUACAAGGAACUGGGGCCCAAUUCGUCCAAGACCUAUGGAAUCAAAUGGAAGCGCCCCACGGAGCUGCUGUCAAACCCCCAGUUUAUCGUGGAUGGAGCCACCCGCACAGACAUCUGCCAGGGCGCACUGGGGGACUGCUGGCUCCUGGCUGCCAUCGCCUCCCUCACCCUCAAUGACACCCUGCUACACCGAGUCGUCCCUCACGGCCAGAGUUUCCAGAACGGCUACGCCGGCAUCUUCCACUUCCAGCUGUGGCAAUUUGGAGAGUGGGUGGACGUGGUAGUGGACGACCUGCUGCCCACCAAGGAUGGCAAGCUGGUAUUCGUGCACUCUGCCCAGGGCAACGAGUUCUGGAGCGCCCUGCUCGAGAAGGCCUAUGCCAAGGUGAAUGGCAGCUAUGAGGCCCUGUCAGGGGGCAGCACCUCGGAGGGCUUCGAGGACUUCACGGGCGGCGUCACUGAGUGGUACGAGCUGCGCAAGGCCCCCAGUGACCUGUACCAGAUCAUCCUGAAGGCGCUGGAGCGCGGCUCCCUUCUGGGCUGCUCCAUCGACAUCUCCAGCGUUCUUGACAUGGAGGCUGUCACCUUUAAGAAGCUAGUGAAGGGCCAUGCCUACUCAGUGACUGGUGCCAAACAGGUGAACUACCAGGGCCAGACGGUAAACCUGAUCCGGAUGCGGAACCCCUGGGGCGAGGUGGAGUGGACAGGAGCAUGGAGUGAUGGUUCCCCCGAGUGGAACUACGUGGACCCAUACGAGCGGGAGCAGCUCCGUGUCAAAAUGGAAGAUGGAGAGUUCUGGAUGUCCUUCCGAGACUUCAUGCGUGAGUUCACCCGCCUGGAAAUCUGCAACCUGACGCCCGACGCGCUCAAGAGCCGGACCAUCCGCAAGUGGAACACCACGCUGUACGAGGGCACCUGGCGGCGGGGCAGCACGGCGGGCGGCUGCCGCAACUACCCAGCCACCUUCUGGGUGAACCCCCAGUUUAAGAUCCGGCUGGAGGAGGUGGACGACCAGGACGACUACGGCAGCCGCGAGUCUGGCUGCAGUUUUGUGCUGGCGCUCAUGCAGAAGCACCGCCGCCGAGAGCGCCGCUUCGGCCGCGACAUGGAGACCAUCGGCUUUGCUGUGUAUGAGGUCCCUCCAGAGCUGGUGGGCCAGCCCGCCCUGCACCUGAAGCGCGACUUCUUCCUGGCCAACGCGUCCAGGGCGCGCUCGGAGCAGUUUAUCAACCUGCGCGAGGUCAGCACCCGCUUCCGCCUGCCACCUGGGGAGUACGUGGUGGUGCCCUCCACCUUCGAGCCCAACAAGGAAGGCGACUUCGUGCUGCGCUUCUUCUCCGAGAAGAGGGCAGGGACCGAGGAGCUGGAUGACCAGAUCCAGGCCAAUCUCCCUGAUGAGCAAGUGCUCUCCGAAGAGGAGAUUGACGAGAACUUCAAGGCCCUCUUCCGACAGCUGGCAGGGGAGGACAUGGAGAUCAGUGUACGGGAACUCCAGACCAUCCUCAACAGGAUCAUCAGCAAACACAAGGACCUGCGGACCAAGGGCUUCAGCCUGGAGUCGUGCCGAAGCAUGGUGAACCUCAUGGAUCGUGAUGGCAAUGGGAAACUGGGCCUGGUGGAGUUCAAUGUCCUGUGGAAUCGUAUCCGGAACUAUCUGGCCGUCUUCCGAAAGUUUGACCUGGACAAGUCGGGCAGCAUGAGCGCCUAUGAGAUGCGCAUGGCCAUUGAGUCUGCAGGCUUCAAGCUCAACAAAAAGCUGUAUGAGCUCAUCAUCACGCGCUACUCAGAGCCAGACCUGGCAGUGGACUUCGACAACUUUGUGUGCUGCCUGGUGCGACUGGAGACCAUGUUCCGGUUUUUUAAGACUCUGGACACCGACCUGGAUGGAGUUGUGACCUUUGACCUGUUCAAGUGGCUGCAGCUGACCAUGUUCGCCUGACGGGCUCAGGUCCCUCUCACUUCCUCCUGUUUCCGUCUGCCAAGCCACGCCUUCCCGCCAUGCCAGGCCAGUCCUUGCCAGGCCACGCCCCGCCCCGCCAGCUACAAGUGCCUUCCCUGGAGUCAGGAGGCAGUCUUCCUGCCCUGCUUCCCCUAGCUGCCAAUGUCAUUGCCACUGCUGCCACGGGGUGGUGUGAUCCUUCCUGCCCCAGCCAGCUGUGGGCACAGGAAGGAUGCCCCAGCUCUGCUGUCGCCCAGCCGGAAAGGUAGCGUCUGCUACCCCCCAGCAUCCUGCAGUGUCUCCUGCUGUCACUCCAGAGGCACCCCCACCCCUGGCCUCUCCUGCAGAUGCCACCAUAACCACUAGCUGGGCAGGGCGUGUCAAGCCCGCGGGCUGGGCCACUUGUGCCCUCCUCACAGAAGCCCAUGCCCCGCCCCCACCCUCCCCUGCUGCCCAGCCCUUGCCCACUCCUGCCCAGCUCCAGGCCCCUCUCCCACCCAGCCCCAGGUCCCCCACCUCCUUUUUUAUAUUGGGGAUUUUAAAGGGAACUCUUCAGGUACUGGGCAUAGGGAUGCCAGAGGCACUGGGGUGGGGGAGGCCCAUGUCCCCAUGUGGGGGAAUCCCAAAUAAUAAAGGAAAAGGCCCCACGGCAGCGUCUGGA